GGGAAAGCCAAGCGUUGUGGGCACCGAUUUUGUCGCCACAUGGAAUGGCGUCAGGGAGCUCUCGUAUGCUCUUCGGAAACGCACGUGGGCUUGCUGGCCCCGUUGCGGAAGCACAGGACUGAUGACCCAUGACACGGUCGACCUACGCCCGGGAGAUCGCGUGGUUGUCCAUGGGCUGCCGGCAUGCACAGAGUUCAACGACCGCAGGGGCAAGGUGGAGCGGCCGGUGAUGCGCCGCCAAGGGCAAGCUCGGGCCUUCCAAGUUCGGCUUUCCGGGGACCAACAGCUCGUGCAGGUUUUGGCUUCCAACUUGCGGCGCGACAGCUGCAAUCUGAGCGACGAGGACACGGGCACUGACUCAGAUGAGCGCGCGGAAGCUUCGAUGCGAGAGAUGCUGGCCAAAGACCUUUUCAAGGUGUUGGAUGCUUCGCGAGAGAGGGUGUUGAGGGAUGCUGAGCUCUACCACUUUGCCGUCGCCUGCGGCUUUGGGAAUAGCCGAGAAUCCUGGCGGGGCGAGUAUGAGGCCUUGUGCACAAUCUGCGGCGUCUCCGGCUUCCGCUUCCGGGACUUCCUCUCGCUCAUCUCCAACCAGGAGCUGCCCACACAUUGCGCCACUGCGGAGCUGCCGCAGAUCACGAAGCGGGCCAAGCAGAGCCUCGCCAAGGAAACAACAGAUCCAGAGGUGGAGCUGUAUCGGAAGCGGAGCACGCAGGAGCUGGAGCUGGCGCCUCGUGCCAAAGAGCCGAAGAUGCGGAUGUCACUAAAGGACACGCUGGAGCGCAAAGAUGCAAUACAGUACAUCUUCGCCUCGCUUGACUCCGACGGUGACAAGCGCCUGAAUUUGGCUGAGAUGCAGCGCUUCGCGAUGCUCUGCGGCUUCAUGGGCGAAUGGCAGGAUGAGUACGAGGUGAUGUGCGAGUACCAUGGCAUUGACCCCGAGCUGGGGCCCGCGCUGGAGGAUUUCGACCGCAUUGUGAGCGAUGGAACAAGCCAUGCCUACCGGAGUGACGAGGAGUUGCAGCAAAUCACGGUGGAGAUCCAGAGCAGGCGUGAUGAGAUUGCGCAGAACCUGGCGGCGAUCCGCAUCCAGGCUAACACCAGAGGCUUCAUUUCCCGGAGGACGUAUGUCCAGCCCACCACGAACGCUCCCGGGGCGCCGCCGAACGCGCGGAGGGACCGCGACCGGGGCGCGGAGGACGAGUCCGUGGGUUGGGAGUCGAUGGAUAGCGGGCUGGAGAUGCCGGAGGCGGCACCCGAGCCCCCUUGGGCGCCAGAGAGUGAAUCAGAUGGAGAUGGCUAAGCGGCAUUGAGUUCUCUUCCCAAGAGUGUGUGUGUGUGUGUGUGUGUGUGUGUGCUUCCUCGGCAAAGCCUGGAAGGCACCUUACAGCAGUGCCCGAGACAAAUGUU
Messenger RNA from Effrenium voratum, 1407 nucleotides. The record is from the annotation of a GenBank genome assembly. Lineage: Eukaryota; Dinophyceae; Suessiales; Symbiodiniaceae.